Messenger RNA from Octopus bimaculoides (California two-spot octopus), 900 nucleotides. RefSeq lists its product as uncharacterized. Gene Ontology annotation, molecular function: G protein-coupled receptor activity. NCBI's taxonomy places the organism in Eukaryota, Metazoa, Mollusca, Cephalopoda, Octopoda, Octopodidae. Gene Ontology annotation, cellular component: plasma membrane. Gene Ontology annotation, biological process: G protein-coupled receptor signaling pathway; cell surface receptor signaling pathway. The record is from RefSeq and is a predicted model, not a curated record.
UUCCUAAUGGUAAAUGACACAAAGAUUUCGUGUUAUGCUGAUGGUGGUGGACGGAGAGGCUUAACAAAAGAAAAGAUGGUUACAUUAGCAAAAGUUGAGUACUUCAUAAUUACACGAAUAACAACUACAAUGCAUAGCAUUGACAACAUAACGUUCGCUUGUUAUACAAAUAGUAGUUCUACGGCAAUCACAUACAAAUGGUAUUUCAACGACAGUGUUAUUGCAAGUGGAAAGAAACAAAUGUUGGUGAAUUCACAAUCAAUAGGAUUUCUUACCUUAAGCAACUUACGACCAAAGGACAAAGGAUUUGUUACUUGUGAAGCCUAUUUCGAAAUCUUGAGAAUUGCUAAAAAACGGAUUGACUUUUCUGUCUCAACGAUCCCUCGGGUGACAAUAGCUUCAGCUCAAGUUGCAGAUAUCGAUAGCCAGGUAGCAUACAGCUGUAGAAGUAGUGUUAAGAAUGCUGAUGUUUAUGUAUCUUUCCCAAAUACAGAGAGCAUAAAACCUGGCGAAAACAGAUCAAGCUACAACGGAGAAUUUACAAUAAAAUCUGACACCAAGAUUUCUUGCUACUCCAAACACAAUUUUCUUCAAGGCUCCGUCGUAGAGACUACAGUGUUCGCAUCAAAAGGUGAAAAAUCAUGUGAGGCAGAAACUGCAGAAAAACUCGUUUGGCCCAAAACACUCUCUAAGAAGAAUGCCACGGUUUCAUGUCCAGAAGGUUUCGAAGGAAGUGUUACAAGACAAUGCAACAAAGAUGGCCAAUGGGAGAAUUUUGAUCAAGCAGGUUGUGCAAAGACUGAAAUUAUCGAUGCGAAAGCUGAUGUAUGUAUAAAUAUAUGUGUGUUUAUAUAUGUUUUAUUUCAUUUUAUUUUGAUUUUUUAAUUUAAUUGUGGACAU